CUGAAAGCAGGCUAACGAGAGAGCUGGCCUUCAGGAUAACUCAGCUUCUUUGCUACUCUCAUGCCUGCCUUUUAAACAAAUUUAUUGUUUACUGUCCUCCUCCUCUUUCAUCCUCUCAAAAGUAAUUAUGAUUUGACUCUUGAGAUAGGUCAUAGAGGAAGGAGAUAUGGGAUAAAAGUCUAAGCUGGUUUAUACCCUGUAGGCUGCCCAGGCUAGGCUAGAGUUCUUAUUUGCUGAUUCUCUUUUCUUUACUAUAGCCUAGGAUAGAGGAGGUGGGAAAGCCAGAGAGCUCUGCUGUUGAUGCUCUGACAGCAGCAGCAGGGCCUCUUCAGAGAAGGGAACUGGAGCACUUCAGAGGGACCUUUGAACCUCCUGUGAACUGGGGCUCUGUCACUGAUACCAAAGGUGAUGGGAUUGACACAGAUCUCUUUCUGGAGCAUGUCCUGAUGUCCUUGAUCAUCCAGAGCUUUGCCCCCUGUUCCUGAGAGAGGCAAUGGCCACAACAGAAAAUCAUUUCUUCAUUGCUGAGGGAAUGGCUCCUCCAAAAAGGAUCCUCUUUCCACCAGAGAAGAUCUGCAUGGUCUGGCAGCAGAGACAGAGUGCUGGAGCGGGGCUCUUCAAUGUGGGCAACACGUGUUUCCUCAACGCUGUCCUGCAGUGCUUGACCUACACCCCCCCACUGGCCAACUACCUGCUGUCCCGAGAGCACAGCCGGGCCUGUCACCAGCAAGGUUUCUGCAUGAUGUGCAUCAUGGAAGCGCAUGUUAACAGGGUAUUGCAUUCCCCUGUCAGUGCCAUCCUGCCUUUGACUGUCCUCAAGGUUUUCAGACACAUAGGAGAGCAUUUUCAGCCUGGCAGGGAAGAAGAUGCCCAUGACUUCCUAUGCUGUACUGUCAAUGCCAUGCAGAGAGCUUGUCUGAGUGCAAGCAACGACUUGGACCUCUCUUCUCAAUCCACUACCGUUGUCUAUCAAAUAUUUGGGGGCUUUCUGAGAUCCAGAGUCACCUGCUUCAGCUGCAAAGCCAUUUCUGACUCCUAUGAGGCCUUCCUGGAUGUUCCUUUGGAUAUCAAAGCAGCUUCAUCCCUCACUGCAGCUCUGGAGGACUUUGUGACACCCGAGCACCUGGAUGGUGAUAACUGCUUUAAAUGUAACAAGUGUAAGAAGAAUGUUGCUGCCUCCAAGAGGUUCACAGUCCAUUCUGCACCCAAGAUUCUCACGGUGUGCCUGAAAAGGUUUGACUGUUUCACCGGUGGGAAGAUCAGCAAGGUUGUGGAGUACCCCGAGUACCUGGAUCUUCGCCCAUACAUGUCCCAGGCCGAUGGAGAACCCCUCCAUUACUCCUUGUAUGCUGUCCUGGUGCACAGUGGGGUCAGCUGCCAUGGAGGACACUAUUUCUGCUACACAAAGGCCAGCAACGGGCUGUGGUACCAGAUGGAUGAUGAGUUUGUGGAGCUCCGUUGCAUUGACACAGCUCUCAAGCAGCAAGCCUACCUGCUGUUUUAUGCCAGGUGCUCUGAUCUGAAGAUUGGAGAAAGGGCUUCUUCCUCGCUGGCACCACCAUAUGCCCCUUCCUUCCUCAGUCAGUGGGACACAGCGCUGGACGUGGAAGAUGCUGGCAGGGAGCAGGCCUGGAGCAGAUCCCUGCUGUGGGGCAGGGAUGGCUGCAGCUGCUUUGUGGACACCACAGACUGUGACCACUGUGCAGGGAGGAGAGUGGGCCCUUGCAGCUGUGACCACGCUCCCAGGGAUGGUGCAGCUUCAGGGCCUUCCAGCAGGAGCCUGCAGUGGCCUGGUGCCCCCAGGGCUGCUUGGGAGCAAACCCUGCUGCUGCAGAGAGAGAUGAGCAGAUCCGUGCGGGGCAGUUACGACCUCCGCAGCCGCUUUGUGCAGUACACAGAGCUCUCACCAAGGAGGAGGAGGAGGCAGACAACAAAUUCUCCAUGUCGUGACCAAACCCCUGUCGAUAGAGCAGUUCCAGAGCCCUCCAGCACCAGCUGGAAGCAGCGUCCCGUACUCAGGGCUGCUGGAGAGCAAACCCGACCGAGGCGGAGAGAGCAGAGGAGAUCCCCGCGGCAGGGCUGUGACCUCCGCAGCCGCUCUGUGCAGCGCACAGCCCACCUCCCCUCUCUGGGCAAGAGGAACUGGGGGACAACAAGUCCACGUUGUGACAAAGCCCCAGUGGAUAACGCAGCGUCAGGGCCCUCCAACAGCAGCUUCAAGCAGGUUCCCAUGCUCAGGGCUGCUCGGAAGCAAUCCCGAACCAGGCUGAGAGAGCAGAGAAGAUCCCCACAGCCAGGCUAUGAUCUUCGCAGCCGCUGUGCACUGCCCACCACCCUUCGGUGAGGAAGAGGAGGGUUUCCAUGGCCCAGAGAUGCGUGUCAGACAAGCACCCAGGGCACUCUGGGAGUGCUGAGGUCAGAUUAUGGCCCUGGCCAAAGCAGAAUGGAAGAUUAGCACUGCAGUUUUUAGCAAAGGUGUCCUUGUUUUCUACAUGCCUUCUCAAACAUGAGGCAACAAUUUAUUUACAUAGAUGAUGAUGCUAGUGACUAGACUAAAAGGCUUUAAUUAGAAGUCUUUAUUCCACAGUGUAGAUAGUUACUGCUACUAAUAUAGCUCAGUAUUUGGAAGCAGUAUUGAAGCAAUUAUAUUAAAGGUAGAAAAAUAAAUGUUAAGUAGAGACUGACAUUACUCACCCUUGCCAACGGCCCUGAACAAGUCUCUUUUUCUCAGUCUCAAAGUGAAACCUUGCUGGGUGUCCCCACUCAAGGGAGGAAUCUCCACACUCCAAGAAGGGGGGUGUUAGAAGUCUGUCCUGUUAAAGAGUGGGACAGGGCUUUUACAGUCUGAGGGGAUGGCUGUCAGUCAGGAAACUGCCUGAGCAGGGACACAGCAGCUCCAGCUGUUUACACCUUACCAGGAAUGGCUUAAGCAAGGAGGGUCUCCUGUUUUUAGUGUUAAAGAACACUGAGAGCAGCUUGACCAAAUUAUCAUACCCACCACUGUCACUGAAAACAUCAGGAUAGAUUAAGCUCUUUAAUGCUACUUUUAAUAUCAGAAAGCACACAUUACUUUAUUACAGCGCUCCUCUAAACAUGCACACGCUCUUUCAAAGCUUUGCAUUAUUUAUACAUUUUAGCAAACCAAGAUAUUAAUGUUCAUUGGCUAUAAAUUGCUCUUCAUUAAUUAGUUUUCUGUCUUCUAUUGGUUAUUGACUUCUUGCUUCUCAUGCUAAUUAGUCCAUAUUUUCAGUCUUUUUGUUAUCUUUUUCCCAGAUAGAGAGAGGUAUCGUGUUUUAAACCUGGAUGGAAAUUAAACACCAUGCAGCUGCUUGCUCAACCACCUCUUCUUCCCCCUCCACUGGUGGAAUGGGGAGGAGAUUUGAAGUAAAACUUGUGUGUUGAAUUAAGAACAGUUUCAUAUUUGAAAAUAAAGUACAACAAUAGUAGUAAUGAAUAAUGAUAAUGAAAAGGGACCAAACAAGUGAUGCACAAUGCAAUUACACACCACCUCCUGACUGAUGCCAGAGCCCCCUUCCCAAACCAAGAUCAGCUGCCCUUCUGGGCAACUGCUCCCAGUUUAUAUACCAGGCAUGAUGUUCUAGGGUGUGGAUGUCCCUUUGGGCAGUUUAGGUCACCUGUCCCAGAUGUGUUCUCCCAGUUUCUUUUGUGAACCUCCUCACUGGCAGAGCAGAAGAUGAGGAAACAAAAAGUCCUUGACUUAGGAUAAACAUGACUUAGCAAAACCCAAAACUUCAGUGUAUUAUCAACACCAUUCUCAUUCCAAAUCCAAAACACAGCCCUGUGACAGCUAAAGAAGAAAUUAAAGAAGAAAUUAACUCUACCCUAGGUGAAACCAGGACAAUGGUUGAAUUGUCUUUGACACUUGCUGAAUUGUCUUUGUUAGUUCCCUCUUUAUGUCAGGGUUCUGCACAAUGGCCUCAUGGUUCAUAAAUUCUGCAUUCCUUGUGUCCAGCUUCAGCAGUGAAUCCCUCUUCCAGGUCUGAGACCAUUGAAGCAUAUCAAGGUUGAUUACAGUUUUUUUUAGCAAAAUGUAAAAGCUUCAGGAAUAUUCCCAAGCUGUGUUCCCACUGUAGCAGCUUAUGACAAACCUUGCUGAAUGUUGGCUACAGUGGCAUAUGACAGAGUGGAAAAUUACACUGCUUAUGAUUAAUUCAAACAAGUAAUAAGAAAACUUAAUUAAAACAAUUAAUUAGAAAAGGUGUUUGUAAAGUUCUAUCAUUUCCAACACCGUGAGGACAUGCAAACAGAUACUCCCCGAUCUGAGGGCAGGAGCAGCAGGGAUGUCCAGGCUUUCACAUCAAAGUGAGAGUCACAAGUGUCACAUGGAAGAAACCAAUGAGCUUCUAACACCUUUUUUCAGCAGCAAAGCAUAUUUUGCUGAAUAAACCUGACAAUACAAAAGCUAAAAACGUAUCAGACUGGCAGCCCAUCAUGUUAUGCUGUAGAAGGGCAGUCCCACUUUUGCACGGUGAGAAUUUCUAGCAUACCUCCCUUGAGUAGGAAAACCCCUUAAGGUCACUUUUCAAGGCUGAGCCAAAUAGGUUUGCUCAUGGUUGUUGCAUGGUUAACAUCAAUCUCUACUUAAUAAUUGUUUUGCUAGAUUUAAUAUAAUUGCUUCUCUAGUCCUUCAAAAAUAGUGCAGUAUACAAUACCAGUAGCUAUGGCUACCUAUGCUAUGUAGCAAA
Molecule: messenger RNA, 4706 nt
Organism: Vidua macroura (Pin-tailed whydah)
Lineage: Eukaryota; Metazoa; Chordata; Aves; Passeriformes; Viduidae
Product: ubiquitin carboxyl-terminal hydrolase 42-like
Exons: 14
Coding region: 494-2344 (616 amino acids)
Biological process (GO): protein deubiquitination; regulation of apoptotic process
Cellular component (GO): cytosol; nucleus
Molecular function (GO): cysteine-type endopeptidase activity; cysteine-type deubiquitinase activity
Source: RefSeq, a predicted model, not a curated record